This is a messenger RNA of Lineus longissimus, 654 nucleotides long. RefSeq names its product putative nuclease HARBI1. Bases 1 to 654 code for a protein of 217 amino acids. The transcript has a single exon. NCBI's taxonomy places the organism in Eukaryota, Metazoa, Nemertea, Pilidiophora, Heteronemertea, Lineidae. The record is from RefSeq and is a predicted model, not a curated record.
AUGGAUUUCUUGGGGCCCGACUUGCCAGACGCAGCGAACCAACGUGGAAUCCCUUUGACAUCAAGGACACAACUGCUAGUGGCUCUUCGAUAUUUCGCAACUGGAUCAUUCCAGAUCGUUUCUGGUGACUUGCAAGGUGUUUCCCAACCAUCAGCUUCAAGGAUUGUCAAGAAGGUUUCCAGAGCUAUUGCCAGACAUCGAGGACAGAUAAUUCGGUUUCCAACAGGCCAGGACGCUGUGAGGAAUAAGGUAACAUUCUAUGAAUUGCAUGGCUUUCCUGAUGUUCUGGGAUGUAUCGAUGGUGUUCACAUUCCAAUACAGGCCCCAAGCGUGGAGGAAAAAGAGAUCUAUCGAUGCCGCAAGGGAUUUAUGUCCCUGAAUGUUCAGGGUAUUGCAGAUGCCAAACUGAAAUUCGUUAACAUUGUCAACCGCUGGCCAGGCUCCACUCACGACUCUCGGAUUUUUAACAACAGUCGGAUUAGUUUGCAGUUUGAGCAAGGACAGUUCAAUGGUCUUCUACUUGGCGAUAAGAGAUACGCAUGUCGACCAUUCCUCAUGACACCAUUCAGGAAUCCAGACGGCCUCGCUGAGAAUGCCUACAACAGAUCUCACAAAAGAACACGAUCUGUUGUUGAACGAAUGUUCGGUAUAUAG